AGUGUGCUGCCUGCUCUAUAUGUGGCACUAGGGCGGCUUUAGGAAUCCGCUCCAAAUGUUUUCCAUAUUAGUUCAGAGCCUCCUCUGUUUCCAAAUAGCAACCAAGCCGGGCUUAUGGUGAGAGGAGGCCUCAACAGAGAGGGGAGGGGAGGGACAGAGGCAGACGACAGGCAGACGGGCUCACCCAACCCUAAACACUGCGAGAGUAAAAGUUGAGAGGACAGAAGGGUGUGAAGACAGGAGGAGAGUAAAAUGGGGCAGAAAGGUUCCUCAGACAAGAAGAAGGACAGGAGGAGCAGAGAUGAGAGUCCAGCGCCAGGAGAUGGUAAGAAGUGCAGAGGCUGUUGCUUCCCGCUGCUCGUUGCCCUGCUCCAGCUGCUGCUGGGGGUCGCGGUCGCGGCCGUGGCCUUCCUCAUGUUGGCCAUCAGCCCCUCACUCCUGGCCAGGGAGACGCCACACUGGGCUGGGAUCAUUCUGUGUUUAGUCUCUAUCCUGGGCUUCAUCCUGUACUGUGUCACCUACGUCCCGGAUGAGAGGACGACUCUGCAAUUCAUCGUCAAGCUCCUUUACUUCAUCCUGUGUGUCAUCGGCCUGGUGAUCUCCGUGCUGGCCGUGGCUUUCUCUGGAUAUCACUACAGUCAGACCAGCAGCUUCAGCUGUGUGCAGGCCCGCGACACGUGCGUGUGCACGCUGGACAAAGACGACCCCAUCGCCCGCACCUUCACCUACGAGGGAGUCAGCGACUGCGAGGUGAUCACGGGGACUCUCACACUCUACUUCCUCAUCCAGAUCAUACUGAACCUGGUCCAGGCACUCGUCUGUGCCGUCGGGGCCUUCAUCAUGUGGAAGGACCGCUACCAGGUCUUCUUCGCUGGUCUUCAGAUAGGCUCCUCCUCCACGCAGCAGUGGCAGAAGGUCUAACGUGACCAGUACAGUUCAGUACACUCUGAAGGACAGGGAAUCUUACUCUCUGGUGUGUCAGCCUUAAUGUCAGUUGUAUUAUAUAAUGGCUUUUUGCACAUAUUUUAUAUACCAUAUUUAGUGACUUUAAUGUUAUAUUGAUAUCGGGUUAAUGUUUGGAAAAUCAUUUCUAUUUAUCUUGACCUCUGCUCACAUGACUCAGCAAAACAGUCACACUUAAAGGUCCAGUGUGUAAAAGAGAUUGAAAAUACUACCCAUGAAGUACAAUAUGUUUGUGUAUAAGUGUAACAUAAGCGUCUUCUGGUUUUCAUAAGCUUAGAAUCAGCCGUUUAUAUGUACUUUUAUAAGCAAGGGCCUUGUUUUACAGAGGCGGCCAUGUUUCUACAGCAGCACAAAUGACACAGAAGAAGAAGAAGAAGAUUCUUUCUGGUUUGUCAGAGCCACCGUACUUUCCCACUGAAGAGAGAGAGAGUGAGGUGUGAGUGUUACAAUCUGACGUCUCACCCUCAGAUGUCACUAAUUCUUACACACUGUCAGAUUUGGGUAUAGUUACUUUGGAAAGUACAACGUUACUGUCAAAUAAAGGUAAUCCGUUACGUUACUGCGCCCCUUUAACCCUUCAGUUACCAUCCUCUCAUCGCCGUCAGUCACUCCUAGACCAUUUGUGAUAAGUAGGAAAAUUCAAACACUGUGUCCGGGGUGUGACCCUGCCGAUAAAUCCAGGCAGUCAUAAGAGGGUUAAAUGUACAGAGAAGUCCCGACACUUUCAGGAGGCUAAAAAUAACAGGAAUGACGGACAGCAAUAGUCCACUUAAUAGCACUUUAAUAGCACACACAAGUGGGUAAACAGGAGCUCCAAACCAGGUUAUAACACUUCACGUGUUAUAACACCCACAGAGUGAUCUGAGCUUUCCACCGACAUCGGACCGGACGUCUCGUCCAAUGACAGGUGCAAGUGACGGUUCACAGCACUCGGCGGAGAGCAGCACCGUGGCAGUGUCUCUGCAGUCCGGAUUUUCUUUUAUGGAUUACUUAUUUUCAAAAAAUAACUAAGUAACGGAUUACUUAAUGUGCUACGUUACUCACUACAUCAAAAAAGUGCGCUGUACCUUUAAAUUGUAGAAUCUUUCAAUCCUUUGCUUUGAGUUACUGAGGUUUGGCGACAGUGAUGCCAUGGUUUGGAAAUUGAAUGGAAUUGAAACAAAACAGUAAGAAAAGUCAUAGUUUGAUGAUGUCAGGAGGCAGUGUGGUAUCAUGGGAAUUGUAGUAUUGUGUGGUUUCUUUGUUUGUUUGCACUUAAAGGGGAGAAUUAAAACAUGAAAUCUCCUUCCUCACUCUUUUCUUACAUAAUAGUGACGUGCAUUACAUCACUGAAGGCCAUUAAAAUGAUUUCUAUGGA
Messenger RNA from Solea senegalensis (Senegalese sole), 2320 nucleotides. RefSeq names its product sarcospan (Kras oncogene-associated gene) (gene sspn). Lineage: Eukaryota; Metazoa; Chordata; Actinopteri; Pleuronectiformes; Soleidae. The transcript has 3 exons. The record is from RefSeq and is a predicted model, not a curated record. The coding region runs from base 253 to 921 and encodes 222 amino acids. Gene Ontology annotation, cellular component: dystrophin-associated glycoprotein complex; sarcolemma.